AUGGGGGGCAAGCAGAGCACGGCGACCCGCUCGCGGGGCCCCUUCCCGGGGGUGUCGACGGAUGACAGCGCCGUGCCGCCGCCGGGAGGAGGUGGGGGGCCGCCCCCCUUCGGCCAUUACCGGGCGGGCGGCGGCGGCGGCGCGAUGGGGCUGCGCAGCCGCUCCGUCAGCUCGGUGGCCGGGAUGGGCAUGGACCCGGCGGCGGCCGGCGCUGUCCCCUUCGGGCUGUACGCGGCGGCGGCACGGGCGGCGGGGGAGGCCGAGCGGGCCCCGGGCGGCGGCGGCGGUCCGGGCUCCGACUCCACGUACGCCCAUGGCAACAGUUUCCAGGAGACGGGAGGCGGUCACCAUAGAGACGGGAUGCUGUACCUGGGCGCCAGGGCCUCGCUGGCCGACGCGCUGCCCCUUCACAUCGCACCGCGGUGGUUCAGCUCGCACAGCGGUUUCAAGUGCCCCAUUUGCUCCAAAUCUGUGGCUUCUGACGAGAUGGAAAUGCACUUUAUCAUGUGUCUGAGCAAACCUCGCCUCUCCUACAACGAUGACGUGCUGACCAAGGAUGCCGGCGAGUGCGUGAUCUGCCUGGAGGAGCUGCUGCAGGGGGACACGAUAGCCAGGCUGCCCUGCCUCUGCAUUUAUCACAAAAGCUGUAUAGACUCAUGGUUUGAAGUGAACAGAUCUUGCCCAGAGCAUCCUUCUGAUUGACCCGCCGAGCGUGCUUGCUGACUUCUCUCUAAGGGCACCUUGCUAAACCUGCUGUACCUCCUCUCCCCGUCCCCCCCACCCCGCCUGGAGUUUUGGGCUGACUUUAAAUUCCUCAAGAAGACAAAAAUAAAACCCAGAAACUUGAAUCCACUUGGGACAACGGCGGAGUUUUUAUUUUAUUUUAUUAUUUUUAUUUGUUCUGUUGUUUUUCUGCUUUUUGUUUUGUUUUGGUUUGGUUUUAUUUUAUUUUAUUUUUUUUUUAUUUAAAAGACUUAAAACAAAAAGAAAACAUCCAGGAGACGACAGUGUGAGAAAAGCGGAGCGACCUGCUCUCCCCUCCACAGCCGCUGGUCACCAGGAGAGCUCUGCCUGCCAGGGAGGCCCCGGGGACGCCCUCGGCCGAAACCCUGCCAUGAUGUUUGGCUUUUCUCCCCGAACCGAAAGGGGAAAGCUGCCGGGGGACAGCCGGCCAAACGGAGCACGUGGCGUUUCUCACCGGCAACCCCCCCACCUCCCACCCGGACUCGCCCGGGGGCUCUGCUCGGUUUUUUUGCACUGACUAAACGGGAAAUUUCUCCUCUCUCCCAUCUCCCUUUUGGAGAUCUCCACCCCGGCCCCGACAGCGUUGAGAUGGGGACUCUGCCCCACGCCGGGAGCGGGGCCACUGCUCCCCCCUGCUGAGUCGCAGGGGUCCGUCUUUCAAGUGUUUACAAUGAGAAAAAAAAAAAAAAAAGGAAAAAAAAGGAA
Sturnus vulgaris (Common starling) is the source of this 1449-nucleotide messenger RNA. It is a transcript of the gene ZNRF1, whose product is annotated as zinc and ring finger 1. Gene Ontology annotation, molecular function: ubiquitin protein ligase activity. Gene Ontology annotation, biological process: protein K48-linked ubiquitination; proteasome-mediated ubiquitin-dependent protein catabolic process. Gene Ontology annotation, cellular component: membrane; intracellular membrane-bounded organelle; cytoplasm. The record is from RefSeq and is a predicted model, not a curated record. NCBI's taxonomy places the organism in Eukaryota, Metazoa, Chordata, Aves, Passeriformes, Sturnidae.